AUGCCAGUCAUCUUCUCCGCCGAGACUGUGAAGUUGAAGACACUGUUCCAGGCUUGGUCAAUACUCGACCUGCUCUACGAUGAGCCGUCGCAGCUAUAUUUCCGUCAACUCCUUCAGGAUGCUUGGUUCGAGACUGCUACGGGCUUUAGUUACGAUGGCGAGGUUCAAGGCAUGCUGAUGUCUCGCUGUCACGCCAAGUUCCUCCGCAACCUUCUUGUUGAGCGCGCCUCAGCAGUUCCGGAAUGCGUCAUUGACGCUGUGCCAGACGAGGACAUCCGAGUCGACUAUAUGUGGCAGACCUGUCGUCUCAUCCAAAACACGCUCCGUGAAAAGUUCCGACGUCACUGGCAAUCCCACACAAAGGAAUGGAAUGACCGUGAGAAGGACCGCGUCAUGCAGAUGAUGGGCUAUCCUCCAGCCGAUGAGCUGCGCCGCCUUGGUUUACAGCUUCCACAGCCUCAUCUCCUGGAGCAGCCUACUCCGACUCAGCUCAAGCUGUAUGAGGAGCGCAUGCGUCAGCGGAGGGUUACAAUUCCGCGACUGUGUCCGGAAUUAUGGGAGGAUGAUAUGCACGAGCAACUACAAACGGUUCCUCAGGACCAUGCAAAAUUUCUGGCCCCGCAACACUCGUCAAAACCUCAACUACUCCCACAGAUGAAUCAGUUCCAUCCUCAGCUGCCUAACCAACAACAGUCCCAGGAUAGGCACUUGACCAAGGAAGAGCACCGCGUCUCACCGAAUCUAUGUCUUCAACCAUCACAUCGUCAUUCUGUGGGAUGUGUAUCCGAACCAAAGUCACAGAAAUUUCCUUCGGAUCGUCGAAAAAUCCCCAAUGCUUCUCGGACAAAGCGUGAUAUUUUUCAACAGCCAUCUGUCCCGCGUUUAGCACAGCACGAAGAGCUACUAUUUCAGUCUCAAGCCCCUCAAGUCAUUCCGUCUCUUUCAAGUGAAUGUCCAAUGUAUCAAGUUCAGCAGCCUCAGCAGGAGAAUAUUCCUCAGGAUGAGGCUUCUGGGCAGUAUCUUCCACAAGAAAAUUUGCUAGGGCAGUCCUAUCAGCAACACUCCGCGCAAUUGGUCAUACCUCAACAUGAGCAGCAGUGGGGGGCGCAGGUAAGUCCAUUCAUUUACUCUCGUCCAUCUGUGAUCCCGGAUUGUGAUAUUCAAGUCAUUCGGGCGGAGAAUCCUACACAACCCCUGGUAUUCCGAUGUAGUGACUUUCUGCCAAAUCCUAGCAAUCCCAUGGAUCGAAGCCCUGAAGGAGAUUGGAUCAAUGCAGCUAGCAUUACCAUGGCUCAGUUUGACAAUUUCCGAGUGAACAUGAUGAGUGAAGGUUAUCUUAACGAAGGGGACCGACUUUGGCUGAACCCCAGACCACUAGAUACCGUAAUCCUCGAUGAGAUGAUGGCACCUCAGAUCGGGGAGACCAGGAUCACGGGAUUUAACAUCAAAUCGACAUUUGAGAGGGCUAUUAGUACACAUUAUCCUCAUAUUCGCUGCCACUCUACUCAGCCAAACGAAAUGUUGGUGCGGCCCAGCUUUACUAUCAUUAUUCGAAGUGCCAACCUCACCGGUGAUGACCUCAGUGCCAGUCAACCCAGUUUGAGAGUCCCAAGUCUUGACAGCACUUGUUAUGCUCACUUUUUGUCCCAUCGUGCUAAUGGGGCCACAGUAUCUCCAUUAUGGAGCGCAAAUUAUUCGGAGCAAAGCUUGUGCAGCCCAACCUUUGGCUUGAAUCAGGUCUGGCCGACCGGCCCUACGCAGGAUGUGAGCCCUAUGCAAGCCGAAUUUGCAGAUCACGAUGCCAGUCUCACACAGCUAGUUCCUACCACCUGGAAUCCCGAGCUUGUCGCGCCUCCCACUGAGCACCACCAAACCACGGUGUCAAGUAAUGAGCCAUCGAAAAAUUUAGGUGUAUUAACCUCUGCAGCUUUCAAGACGAAUCUUGCCAUAAAUACCCCAACCUUUCUACCCCCCGUCCUAGAGGAGCCGGGAAGCCUGGAUGUGCUAACCAGGACAGCAUAUGAGUUACAAUUUCCCCCAAAUGGUCCGCAAAUCCUGGCUCCUACCCCGGAGGUAAUUUUUGAUCAAGCCAAUCUGAGAUCAUUUACCUCAAAUCUAGGUGUUGGCGUCGAUUGGACCUUGGAAGAUUUGGACUUUGAGACUGCUCUGAACAACUUAAAUGAGGGUUUGAGUGAGACUCCGGCGCAGCUUUCUAACCAACUCGGUGAGCAACGUGCUCAAUGGUAG
Penicillium macrosclerotiorum is the source of this 2247-nucleotide messenger RNA. RefSeq lists its product as uncharacterized. The record is from RefSeq and is a predicted model, not a curated record. The transcript has a single exon. The coding region runs from base 1 to 2247 and encodes 748 amino acids. NCBI's taxonomy places the organism in Eukaryota, Fungi, Ascomycota, Eurotiomycetes, Eurotiales, Aspergillaceae.